AUGUUAACAUACCUCCUACGGUCGAAGCUCAAGGCGAUGCUCACCAGAAUCCACGAUUGGUUGAAACCCGGAGGCGUCUUCGUUUUUAAUCUUGCGACUAUCGAUAAGGAAGAACUCCACGGCGAAUUCCUAGGCCAUGAAAUGUUAUGGAGCAGCUAUGGUGUCGACAAAAAUCGAGAGUUGCUAGCAGAAGUCGGAUUCGACAUAUUGCAGGUGGAAGUAUUGCAGGCAGGCGAUGGCAAGUCAGAGGACGAUCCAGACUUUGAGGUCGAGUUUAUGUGGGUCAUGGCACAAAAGAAGGGAUCCCCUGAGAAGGGGACUUCAGGUGAUAAGUUGACGAAGCCAGGCGAACUGUUUGUUUGA
This is a messenger RNA of Ustilaginoidea virens, 363 nucleotides long. RefSeq lists its product as uncharacterized. NCBI's taxonomy places the organism in Eukaryota, Fungi, Ascomycota, Sordariomycetes, Hypocreales, Clavicipitaceae. The transcript has a single exon. The coding region runs from base 1 to 363 and encodes 120 amino acids. The record is from RefSeq and is a predicted model, not a curated record.